Bombyx mandarina (wild silkworm) is the source of this 633-nucleotide messenger RNA. RefSeq lists its product as uncharacterized. The record is from RefSeq and is a predicted model, not a curated record. Lineage: Eukaryota; Metazoa; Arthropoda; Insecta; Lepidoptera; Bombycidae.
AUGGCUUACCUCGUGAAGAAACCUUCAGACAAUUCCGCGCAGCAAACUCCACUCUGGGAAAAAGAGCGGGCACGGGGCUCGAGGCUGGUGCAGCGGCAGAUCGCGCUGCGCCGAGAGGAGCUCCGUCUGGCCUUGGUGGCGGAAUGGAGGCAAAGGCUUCUGCGCCCUACCGCCGGCCUCGCAACCGUCGAGGCGAUCCGGCCAGUACUCGACGACUGGCUCGGGAGAAGGCACGGAUCCCUGUCGUUUAGGGUGACACAGGUGCUAUCGGGGCACGGUUGCUUCGGCAAGUACCUGUGCCGCAUAGACAGGGAGCCGGACGCUCGGUGCCACCACUGCGUCCACUGCGGGGAGGACACGGCGCAACACACGCUCGCCGAGUGUGUAGCCUGGGAGGAGCAGCGCCGUGUCCUCAUAAAUGAAGUAGGAAGCGAUCUGUCGCUGCCGGCCGUAGUGCGGAGGAUGGUCGGCAGCGCAGAGUCGUGGGACGCGGUGGUGUCCUUCUGCGAGGACGUGAUGUCGCAGAAGGAAACUGCAGAACGGGAGAGGGAGAUCUCGACUCCCUUCCCCGGCCGCAGAAGGCGCACCGGGCGUAGGACAAGGGCGGACAACGCCCUUUUCCGCCCCCCAUGA